UAGGUAGACGCGGAAACCUAUGCAUUGCAUCGCGGUCUAUUUCAUCAACAGUUCAUCAAUAUAAAUUUUAUUAUUUUGCUUCAAUGAGUAAUAUUGGGACUGUAAAUGUUAUUGAAAUAAAGGUGUAUCUCUAACUUGCUGCAUUCAUUUUACAGUUUAAUUCCAGAUAAUACACAGUCAUGUCUUUUUAUAUACGGUAUUAUGUGGGCCACAAAGGGAAAUUUGGUCAUGAAUUUCUGGAAUUCGAGUUCCGGCCUGAUGGUAAACUACGUUACGCUAAUAAUUCCAACUAUAAAAACGAUACGAUGAUUCGCAAAGAAGCCUAUGUGCACCCGUGUGUUAUGGACGAGCUGAAGAGAAUAAUCGUAGAUUCUGAAAUUAUGCACGAAGACGACCGUUUAUGGCCACAACCAGAUCGUGUUGGCAGACAAGAACUUGAAAUAGUAAUUGGUGAGGAGCACAUUUCAUUUACUACAUCCAAGACUGGCUCGUUGGUUGAUGUCAACCAAUCUCGUGACCCGGAGGGACUACGCUGCUUUUACUAUUUGGUGCAAGACCUGAAAUGCCUUGUAUUUUCUCUCAUCGGUCUUCAUUUUAAGAUUAAGCCAAUAUAGAUUAAGCUUACCAUUAUAAUAACAAAUAAAAAUAAACUAAUUUUCUGACAUAA
Messenger RNA from Maniola jurtina (meadow brown), 667 nucleotides. RefSeq names its product protein mago nashi (gene mago). The record is from RefSeq and is a predicted model, not a curated record. The transcript is spliced from 2 exons. Lineage: Eukaryota; Metazoa; Arthropoda; Insecta; Lepidoptera; Nymphalidae. The coding region runs from base 180 to 614 and encodes 144 amino acids. Gene Ontology annotation, biological process: RNA splicing. Gene Ontology annotation, cellular component: nucleus; exon-exon junction complex; catalytic step 2 spliceosome.